AUGUUCACCCAAACACUCCGCUCGGCCGCGAUCCGAGGCACAGCCCUGACAGCGCGUCCACGCUUCGUCCCCAGAACGACCGCACCCUUCACACGCUACCUCUCAAGCUCAAGAGCGGCUCGAGCAGCCGAGAAACAUGACGAUCACGACUCACACUUCGACGAGCCCGGCGGCUGGCUGUUUGGUGUUCCACCGGGGGAGAAAUACGAGCCGGAGGGAUGGGAGUUUGACUGGUUCUACAUCUUCUACCCGAGUUUGAUCAUUGCGGGGUUAGUCUACAGCAUGAAGGAGGAUACAUCAAUACAAACAUGGGCGCUGGAAGAAGCAAGACGGCGACUGGAGAAGGAAGGCAUCCUUGAAGAUCCCAAUCCGGAGUGA
This is a messenger RNA of Cyphellophora attinorum, 378 nucleotides long. RefSeq lists its product as uncharacterized. The record is from RefSeq and is a predicted model, not a curated record. The transcript is spliced from 2 exons. Bases 1 to 378 code for a protein of 125 amino acids. Lineage: Eukaryota; Fungi; Ascomycota; Eurotiomycetes; Chaetothyriales; Cyphellophoraceae.